Messenger RNA from Aphanomyces invadans, 1079 nucleotides. RefSeq lists its product as hypothetical. The coding region runs from base 87 to 755 and encodes 222 amino acids. The record is from RefSeq and is a predicted model, not a curated record. Lineage: Eukaryota; Oomycota; Saprolegniomycetes; Saprolegniales; Verrucalvaceae. The transcript has a single exon.
CAGAUGGGGAACCACUUGACGGAUUCGACAAAAGGAGGCCGGCAGGCAGACGUCCGCCACUGACUGGCGUUUUCGCUCUCACCUGCAUGCAACUGUGCCGCUACCCCCGCUGCCGGAGCUACGGCAAGCUCGACGGGCUCUGCCUCGUCCACGCCAAGGCCGCUGCGGCGGCCGCCACGACGUCGUCGUCGUCGGCGUCCUCGCCACUGGGCCUCCCUCCGACGCCUCUACGACUGGCCUUCACGCCGCCGCCACCGCCAUCCGGCACUUCGACGUCUACACAUCUACCGACCGCGAAUGCCAUGUUCAUCCAAAAUCAAACCCUGUCGAACGACGACGGAGACGACUCCCCGCUCGUGAUGGUGUCCUGUGUACCGCCCGUGCUUGCCAACGGCCGAUCGCAAUGCUUUGCGCCGUCUUGUCCCGCACCGACGCACGGGACCACGCCAUUCUGCAUCCAACAUCAAACCUGCGUCCUUCUCGUUGACACUCAACCAAGACACCCGUACCCGACAUACUUGCACCGUAAACGAAAGCGCUCGUUGUCGAUCGAGAAUGGCUCCAGCACGGGUCUGCCUCAACCGCUCGGAGGAGUACACUACCCGUCACGACGUAGCGAGAUAUCCAAGGCAGACCCACCGGCAACGUCCCGCAGAAGACAGCACUCGUCGCCCGUUCCCACGCCGUCGACGGCCUCGCUCAGUACGGAACACGAGCAUGCGCAGAUCCUGGCUAAUCUCGGCCGCUGCGUGUAAAGUAGCACCUUGUGUGGACGCACCUUCACCGAAGUCCUUUCAACAUGUGCAAUGAUGUGUGAUGCUCGCCCCUCACUGCGCCAACGUCGCGACGUAUCUCUCGGGACGGCGGAGGUCCACACGCCAUCCAUUCCCAUCCCAUCAACCUGCUGAACUCUUCGCGCCGCCCAUCACUUUCACCAAAAUUGUGCUGGAAGCAUGCAACUGCGAAGUUAGGCGUAAUGUGCCAGAGAUCAACCAAGUAAAGGUUUUGCCAAUGCGAUCCAACCUCUCGAGCCACGACUGUGUGCAUUGCUCUUUCAUCAAUUAGCAACCGACUUCGCU